UCUCUCUCUCUCUCUGGUCGUAAGGGAGGACAGACGCACCUGCAUCUCUCCACUGACCGCUCAUUCACAAGAGGACAUUGCAUCUCCAGAAGCUGAAUUUUCGCCUCAUGGAGUUUUCAUUCUUGCUUUAUUUCCCCGUGUUUAUUUGCUAAAGUUUUGACGAAGUGUAAUGAGGGUUUGAGGAUGCGUUUAUUGGAGAUGUAUCACUGAUGCAUCUCGCUCAGUAUCCAGCAGAACAUCAGCAUGAUGGAAUAGGCGUUUCUCUCCCCUCCUUCACAAUGGGAUUAUUCAAACUUUAUUUCGCGCUUUGCACUCUCGGACUUUUCUAUGCUUCGGGUUUCGGGGUUGAUCCAGCAUUACAUGUGGAUAUCUUCGAGGAAUUUGAUAAUCUGAGGUCAAGUGCUGGAGUUUCCCAGGUCCAGGGGUUCCACAAUGAGACCAGAGCAUAUCUGUUUGAAGGCACAUCAAGGAAUGCAAGAGCUUCCCUCAAGGCAGCAGAGAGAAUUCUUCAGAAGCUGAGAGGAAGAACUGAGUUUACUCUUCUACUGACCCUCAAACAGGAGAAAUUUAGUUCCGGAGUGCUGCUGUCCAUCCACUAUGGAGAACAGAGGUUUCUGGAGGUAGAGAGCAGCGGUCUGCGUAAUGAGAUCCGUCUCUUCUUCCAAACCUCAGACCGGCGGCAACAGAGAGAGGUCUUCCCUUAUAGUCUAGCAGAUGGACAUUGGCACAAAGUUUCCCUGGCAUUCAGCGCCACCCAAGUGGUGCUCCAUAUUGACUGCAACAGAAUUUAUGAAAGGAUUGUGGAGAUGCCAUCUAUGGACUUUCCCAGAGGAACAAAUAUCUGGCUUGGUCAAAGAAAUGAUGCCCAUGGGUUUUUCAGGGGAGUGAUGCAAGAUGUUCAGUUGGUAGUCAUACCCCAUGGAUACAUCAUCCAAUGUCCAGAUCUCAACCGUACUUGUCCCACUUGUAAUGAUUUCCAUGGGCUGGUUCAGAAGAUCAUGGAACUUCAAGAUAUUUUGGGUAAAACAUCAAGCAAGUUGGCACUUGCAGAAGAGAAGAUGAAGUACUUGGAUGGCUGUUACUGUGAGAGGACAUGCACCCUAAAUCGAGAGAUAUACAGGGACGAUGAUGCUUGGAUAGAUGGAUGCAGAAACUGCACAUGCUCAAAUGGUACAGUGGAGUGCGAGAGUAUUUUCUGCCCACCACCUCAGUGUCCCCCUGAUACAGCUCCAAUCUACAUGCCUGGAGCUUGCUGUAAAGAAUGCCAGCCCGUUUGUCUGUUCAGAGGAAGAGUGUACGUGGAAGGUGAUCGCAAGAGCGUACAUGACUCUGAAGGAAACUGUCUGCUGUUUGAAUGCAGGGAUCGAAGUAUGCGUAGGGUUGAGAUCACUUCUUGUCCAGAGCUAAACUGCCCGGAAUCAGAGCAGAUCACACUCACAGACCGCUGCUGUAAAGUGUGCAGAGGGCACGAUUUCUGUGCUGAGGCUGCGGGUCACAGCCGCAAUUGUGUGGAGAAUUCGGACUGCAUUAACCUAGAAGCAGGAGCUUUCUGCAGCUGUAAAGAAGGUUACCAUGCACUCAGGGACGACAGCGCCUACUGCCAAGAUAUCGAUGAGUGUGCGGAGGGGAAACACUACUGCAGGGAGAACACAAUGUGUUUGAACACACCCGGCUCCUUUAUGUGUGUCUGCAACACCGGCUAUGUCCGGAUUGAUGAUUACUCCUGCACAGAGCACGAUGAGUGUGUGCGUGAACUGAAUACCUGUGAUGAAAACGCUCUUUGCUUUAAUACGGUUGGCGGACACAGUUGCUCCUGUAAACCAGGGUACGUCGGUAACGGAACCGUCUGCAGAGCGCUGUGUGAGGGCCAGUGUCUCAAUGGAGGUUCCUGCGUCUCUCCAGAUACCUGCAUCUGCCAGCAGGGCUUCACUGGAAAGAGAUGUGAGACAGACAUCGAUGAGUGCUCUGAUGGAUUUGUGGAGUGUGACAGUCGAGCCACUUGCGUCAACCUACCUGGCUGGUAUCACUGCGAGUGUCGCGAUGGCUACCAUGACAACGGAAUGUUCUCGGCCAAUGGAGAGUCAUGUGAAGACAUUGAUGAAUGUGAGAUGGGGCGGCACAGCUGUGCUAAUGACACCGUGUGCUUUAACGUGGACGGAGGUUAUGACUGCCGCUGCCCGCACGGUAGGAACUGCACGGGUGACUGCGCCCAUGACGGGAAGGUGAAACACAAUGGGCAGAUUUGGGUGCUGGAUGACGACAGGUGCUCGGUCUGCUCUUGUCAGUCAGGGUUGGUGAUGUGUAGACGGAUGGUGUGUGAUUGUGAGAAUCCCACAGUGGAUGUAUUGUGCUGUCCUGAAUGCGAUCCUCGCUUGAGUUCUCAGUGUUUGCAUCAGAACGGUCUGCUAGCGUACAGCAACGGAGAGACCUGGGAGGAGAACUGCCAGCAGUGCCAGUGCAUGAGGGGUGAAGUGGACUGCUGGCCGAUAUCGUGUGCGCCGGUGGCUGACUGUGAGUUUACAGUGGUUCCAGAGGGCGAGUGCUGUCCACGCUGCGUCACGGACCCCUGCCUGGCCGAUACCAUUCGGAAUGACAUCACCAAGAGCUGCGUGGAUGAAUAUGGGAUCACUCGCUUCAGCGGCUCUGCUUGGACCAAGCACGGCACGGAGUGUUCCCUCUGCCAGUGCAAGAAUGGUCACAUCUGUUGUUCUGUGGACCCUUUGUGCCUUUAGUCCUAUUCAAAGGCAAAAUGUCUGACUACUUCUUCUUUUCUCGCUCUUCUUUUGUCUGUUUUACUUUUCCCCCUUUCUGUCUCGGCUCUCUGUACAGUUCCAUCCCCUUCAGAAGAUCAUUUUAUACCAAAUCCUCACAUGUAUUAUAACAUAAACAAUAUACAGAUAGCUAAGUCACUCAUAACACAAGAUAAGGUAACUAUCAGAAAACUGAAUCAUUUUAGCUUUGAACAGUUUUACAGAUUUGCUUGAUGCAUUUGAUAAGAUGUUUAUUUGUCAUUUAUCGAUUACCAUCGGAAACCAUGACACAAUAUUCAGAUAAAGAGGUCAAGUUUCACUAAUUCCAUUAAAUUUUCAGGGUUCAAUAUCAAAGCUAUGUUGAAAAAAAAAUAAAGGUUGUAACCUUGUUAACAUUGAUGCCAUUGUUUUCUGCUUGAUGGGUUCAACAGACUGCAGACAUGGUAAAAUCCUUUGUAAUUGACCUACAGGUCUUACCAGUAUUUACUUCUUUCAGUAUUAAUGGUUACUCCGUUCCCUCCCGGGGAAAAUAUGAUCUUGAUGUUGUGAAUAGUUAAUUUAAUGUGUUUGUUUCUCAUGUCUCUUGAAUUCUGUCUUUACUUUGAUGUUUUAUGUUGCACCUUCUGUCAAAUUGAUGUUUUGUUUCCUUCAGUGGCUCGGUGCACUAUUGUGACAUGGUGAAAUAAAAGGUUUCCAUUGAAAAAUA
Molecule: messenger RNA, 3456 nt
Organism: Cyprinus carpio (common carp)
Lineage: Eukaryota; Metazoa; Chordata; Actinopteri; Cypriniformes; Cyprinidae
Product: protein kinase C-binding protein NELL2a-like
Molecular function (GO): protein binding; calcium ion binding
Source: RefSeq, a predicted model, not a curated record